GUGGUGAAUACUCUAGCACAGAAAUAGAGCGGUGGGAAAUUGAGUUAAGAAUAAGAAAGAGUAAAGCAGUUGGGAGCCCGAGAAUCAAUGGAACUGAAAAGAUAACAGUGAGUUAGUUAGCUUCUACUAUGACAUUUGCUUCCACAACCACCGCUCUCACUCUCUGCCACCGUCGAACACCACUCUCUUACUCCAAAACCCGUUUUCCGCAACGAAACAGUGUUAUAGCAUUUUCUAGUUUCAGUAACCAAAUUGUUUCCAAAUUAAGCAUCCAAAAUGAAGAGCUCCAAGUUCAAACGCGCAUGUGGAAUUGGAAGGGUUACUUUAUUCGCUAUCAAUAUUCUGGAAACAACGGUCCUGCACUAGUUUUGGUGCAUGGUUUUGGAGCUAACAGUGAUCACUGGAGGAAAAAUAUUCCAGAUCUAGCGAAAUCUCACCGUGUAUACUCUAUUGAUCUUAUUGGUUAUGGAUAUUCAGAUAAACCAAAUCCUCUCCAAAUUGGAGGGGAUUCCUUCUAUACUUUUGAUACAUGGGCCGCGCAAUUAAACAAAUUUUGUCUCGAUGUAGUUAAGGAUAAAGCAUUCUUUAUAUGCAAUUCGAUUGGAGGAGUUGUAGGUCUUCAGGCAGCUAUAACAGAACCACAAAUCUGCCGGGGGAUUGUUCUUCUCAAUAUAUCUCUGCGUAUGCUUCAUAUAAAGAAGCAGCCUUGGUAUGGAAGACCUUUCAUCAGUUCGUUCCAAAGAUUGCUUAGGGAUACUGCUGUAGGAAAAUUCUUCUUUAAAGCUAUUGCAACGAAAGAAUCUGUGAAGAACAUUCUUUGCCAGUGCUAUCAUGACACUUCCAAGGUGACUGAUGAGUUAGUGCAGAUCAUCCUUAGUCCAGGACUGGAACCUGGUGCUGCAGAGGUUUUUCUUGAGUUUAUUUGUUACUCGGGUGGCCCUCUUCCAGAGGAACUGCUACCCCAAGUAAAGUGUCCAGUUUUGAUAGCUUGGGGUGACAAGGAUCCUUGGGAACCAAUUGAAAUGGGAAGGAAUUACGGAAAUUUUGAUUCAGUAGAAGACUUCAUUGUCCUUCCAAAUGUUGGGCAUUGCCCCCAGGAUGAAGCACCUCAGCUCGUGAACCCACUUGUUGAGUCAUUUGUGGCACGGCAUGCUAAAUCUUCAUCUCCUACCCCAUCAGUUGGUUGAUUCCCUGCCAGUCACUUUGCUGAUGCUGCUUGGCACAUUGAAAUUGUGUACAUUUCUUCAUUUGCUUCCACCAAGAGUGGGUUUCAUCUUUUGUAUAGUAUAUACGUAAUGAAUUUUGAGAAAGCAGCUAUAUGUCAUUGAUGACAAAGAAAAGAGGGUAGAUGUAAACGAUUUAUUAAUUAUAUAUACAACUGAGAUAUCUUAGAAUUA
Messenger RNA from Lathyrus oleraceus (garden pea), 1397 nucleotides. RefSeq names its product pheophytinase, chloroplastic. Lineage: Eukaryota; Viridiplantae; Streptophyta; Magnoliopsida; Fabales; Fabaceae. The transcript is spliced from 8 exons. The record is from RefSeq and is a predicted model, not a curated record. Bases 129 to 1187 code for a protein of 352 amino acids.